This is a messenger RNA of Papaver somniferum (opium poppy), 1604 nucleotides long. Its product is annotated as aluminum-activated malate transporter 2-like. The transcript is spliced from 5 exons. The coding region runs from base 113 to 1498 and encodes 461 amino acids. NCBI's taxonomy places the organism in Eukaryota, Viridiplantae, Streptophyta, Magnoliopsida, Ranunculales, Papaveraceae. Gene Ontology annotation, biological process: malate transport. Gene Ontology annotation, cellular component: plant-type vacuole membrane. The record is from RefSeq and is a predicted model, not a curated record.
UGUUUACUUGAAAUAUUUAGCAGACUUGGUCUUAGUCUUAGUUUUUUACUCAUAAAGUUCAGUUUCACUGAACUUCAUUAACUUAUCUUGUUUGCUUACACAACCAAUUAUAAUGGAGAACACUGAAUCAGCAAAAAAUGAAGAGAAACUUGGGUGUUUCUAUAAUGGGAAGCAAUGGAUUAAGGCAUUGCCUCUGCGAGCUCUGAAUAAUGUUGCCGAGUUUGGAAACAAAGUGAAAAAGCUUGGAAAAGAUGACCCAAGAAGAGUUACUCACUCUAUCAAGGUGGGAUUAGCUCUCUCGUUAGUUUCACUCCUCUACUACUUCAGACCUCUUUAUGGAGGCUUUGGUGUCUCAACUAUGUGGGCGGUUUUAACUGUGGUUGUCGUUUUUGAAUUUAGUGUUGGUGCUACUUUGGGUAAAGGCUUAAAUAGAGGCAUAGCAACGUUACUAGCUGGUGUUUUAGGUGUGGGAGCUCAUCACUUAGCAGCACUUGCUGGUGAUAAAGGAGAGCCAGUAUUGCUUUGUCUCUUCGUCUUCUUGCUUGCUGCAGCGUCAUCGUUUUCACGGUUCUUUCCAAUGAUUAAGGCUAGAUAUGAUUAUGGAGUGUUAAUAUUUAUAUUGACAUUUAGCCUGGUGGCUGUAUCUGGUUAUAGAGUUGAAAAUCUCAUAGAACUUGCCCAUCAAAGAUUAUCAACAAUAAUAGUUGGUAGUUGUACGUGUAUUCUCAUAUCUAUUUUUGUAUUCCCGGUGUGGGCUGGCAAAGAUCUUCGCAAUCUGAUUUCUCUGAACAUCGAAAAGCUUGGUGACUUCUUACAAGGAUUUGAAGAGGAAUACUUUGAAAAAGAUGAGAACGAAGAAAACGUUUUGGUUUGUCAGAGUAAGAAGCCCCUUUGCGGAUACAAAAGUGUUUUGAAUUCUAUGACUGCUGAAGAAUCACUGGCAAAUUUUGCUAAAUGGGAACCACCACACGGGCGUUUCAGGUUUCGUCAUCCAUGGAAUCAGUACUUGAAGAUUGGAGCCAUAACUCGUCAAUGUGCAUGUCAAAUGGAAGCUCUUAAUGGUUGCAUUAAUUCUGAAAUCCAGGCAUCAUCACAGGAAUUUAAGAAGAAAAUACAAGAAGCGUGUACAAAGAUGACUUUUGAAUCCAGCAAAGCUUUGAUGGAGUUAUCAUCCUCAAUCAAAACAAUGACGCAUCCGAAAUUUGUCAUUGCCCACUUAAAGACCUCGAGAAUGGCAGCCGAAGACCUGAAAAUGGCUCUAAAAGAAGCUCAGUUGGAGAAAACUGAACUAUUGCAGAUCAUACCAACUACGACAGUUAUUUCUCUGCUAAUUGAGAUACUCGCAUACACUGAAAGAAUUUCGGAAUCAGUUCAUGAACUUUCUCGUUCGGCAAAAUUUAGAGGUGUGGCAGAUUCUACUGCCAUAGUACCGGUUUCUGAUAGUGAGGAUUCCGUCCCACAUGUUGUUCUGACAGUACAUGAAAUUGCAUUACCUUAAGAUAAUAAUUCUCCAGAUGUUAAGAUGCAUAAUAUAGUUUAAGCAUGUGCGUGUGUAAAUGUACUCUUAUAUAUGUAUACAUACCAACUUAUUAUAUAUACAUAUA